AUGAAUAUCAUUUCCGUGAAUAUGAAUACAUCUCACUGGAGUGUCGCUCGUUGGGUUUUGACCGUUUUCUGGAUUUUCGCCUAUUUGCAGCGAUCGGGUAAAUUUAGCUAAUUUUCAAAGUAAUCUUCGUUCAUUUUUAAGUGAAUAACGCCUUCAUUGUCGAUGGUAGUAGUGGCACAUCAAAUAACUCAUUUUUUUUCUCCCCAGACGCAAUCCGUUGGACAAGACAGCCUGAGAAACCAACAAUCCUGGUUGAAGGAGUAAACAACACUGGUGCGGCACUUGUCUGGGAUUUUGAGGUUGAAUUAAGCGAAACUGUUCAAAGGGUCACAUUUCUAAGGCAAAGGGAUGUUGCUGAUUCACCAGCAGUUAUUGCAAUCCGCACCUUCUCAACAGCGUUCACUCUUUUUCCGCAAUUUAUUUCAAACUACAGUGCGAGACUUCCAGCUACACUGAUACUGAGAAAUGCCGUGACCAGCGACGAAGACUUCAUCUAUUCUAUCGAGGUAUCUCUCCUCAGAAAUAAUAUCCCUGUGCCAAGUUUUAAAGAUAGAGUGCAAGUUAUAGUCCAAGGUAAGCAUCAAAAGGCCCCUUCUCUUCGCUGUUCACCUGUAUUUCAGUUAUUUCCAGAAAAUCCACGCUCAUUUACUAGGCACAGUGAAACCUCGAUAUAACGAAGUCUCGCUAUGGCAAACAAAUUUUGCCAGUCGCUUGGCACUUCGUUAUAUCGAGGUUCCACUGUGUUAAACCUAAAGCUCCCGUCUUAAUACUCUGUCUUUCAUAAAGUUCAUUGUGCCUCAAUUCAUUUCACCUCUCUAGAGAAGGGCGUAUCCCCGGCUCAAACUUUCGGUUACUCGGGUGGUCCUGUGUGUGAGAGGCAUCUAAAACAAAGCAUACUCGUCUCAAUCAUGACCCUCCUCUGGGAUGCGUAACCCGUGUUAGUCAGUGCAGCCACGGUUUUAAAUAAGGCAGUUAUUCGAAAAAGCGCGGCAGCGCUCAUAAGGUACUGUUUUCGGAGGAUUAUUUAUAGGCGGUGCUGUAUGUAGGACUACCCAGUCUGAAUACCAAACAACAAGUAAUAGUUAUUUCUUUUCCUUUGUUCAAAAUGAUAAGAAUAGCAUUAAAAAUGAUCGAAAAUUUAAUAUAAUUAACAAUUAUUCGCCAAAGGCGAAGUUAAUAUUGUUGAAUAAUCCCCGAGAUUAACAGUAAUCCCCGAGUAAAAAUUCACCGACUGUUUAAUAUAAUUAACAAUUAUUCGCCAAAGGCGAAGUUAAUGUUGUUGAAUAAUCCCCGAGAUUAACAGUAAUCCCCGAGUAAAAAUUCACCGACUGUUAUAUAAUUCAGGCAAAUUGGUGCUAGCCUGCGUAGUAGGCGUUGAAAGGGGUAGGGGAUAGGGACACAGCCUUUAGCCCGCCACGCAGGCUAAUUGGUGCCUAAAAAAGGCACGUUGAUUUUGAGUUGUGACUGAUUUAUUUCUUUGAUUCUUUGUGUUCUUUGUAUUUUGCUAAAUUCCGCCAUAUUGUGCCAUACCACAAGUCUUAACACUUCAUGCUAUUGCGAAAAUUCAUUCCUUCUUUUCCACUCGGCGGAAUCGUUUUACUUUUUAGUAAUUUAUAAUAAUACCAGUGCCCCUGUAAUUUGCGCUUGAGUAUUUUUCGUCCCUUUUGAUUUAUUUCGGCUCUAUUUGAAGGCUUUUCGUGCCACACUAGUAACAAGCACUUACGAGCUGAAAGUCUGAUAUCAAUAUUCAGGACACUGAGAUAACUCCCUUUAAAAGUGAAAUAUAUAGCUAUCUAACUUUGAUCUAAUAACCACAUGAAUUUACUCACGUCUCACCACUACGAAUUGCGAAACAUUUGCUCCAGGUCAUAAACACUUAGUUCUUCAUCAAAGCAAGAAAAAAUAUCAAGAUAGUGACCAAUACAGUGUAAAAGCACUUUGUACGAAAGUGCCGGUAAGACAACAAGGAUACUAAUUCGGUAAUGAUAAAAUAUUUUUAUCAGUUAAAACAAAAGAAUAUUUUUCAUAAAAUAGCUGUGUACCCUUUUAAGUACCGAUUCUGAUACGUUUUCAGAACGUAGUUGAUAGGUUUUUGGGGUGACACCAGCUGGAAAAGCCUUUGCAUGCAGGUUGAGAGUCUGAUAUCACACCGUAGCAAUGUUCACUAAACCAAGACGUUCCUUGAUGAUUAUAUUAGUCAUUUCCGUACCGAAAAAAAAAACAGGUUCCAUCAGUGCUUGCCAAGAACAGCUAAGCGAUAAACCCACUUACACCCUUAGCAGAAUAUUGAAUCACUGGAAGCUCUCCGGUAGACAUAUAUGAUAUCAUUUUGAACGUGCACGGCUGCUUUCGUGAUCAGUCAGCUUAGAAUGAUGAGCCUACAAGUUUUUCUGCUACUGCUUUUAUCCCAAUGGGCUGCCUUAUUCCAAGGUAAGUGCUUCUAUAUUGUGUUGAAAACUGUUUUUCUUCAGCUGACCAUAUAUCAAAGUAUGGUGUUUUUAAGACGCGAUCUUGAAAGGUUGGUAAGCAAGCGUGAAAUUCAUUAAAGCGUUUGUAUGAGAAUCCUAAUACUUUUUGUGAAGGUCUACUCUGGCUCCAGAGGUCCGUUCUCGGAAUAACUAGGAUGGAAUAAACCGUGCUCACGGUUAACGGACCUUUGGUCACGAAACAAGCAGCCUCACUUCCAUGCGAGAAAUCAGCUCAGAAUCCAGUCAAAACUGGGUGUCGCCGCUAACUAACGGAAAUCGCAUACUUAAACUACUAAAAAAGGCCAUUUUUCAGACAAAAUUUGAGGGUCGAACUUGCUCUAGAAUCGCUUCUUUAAAUAUCUUUGCAAAAAAUAAAAAGUUAAAACGUUAUCUACGUUCACUGGUGGUCUAAAACCACAGGAACAAAGAAAAAUGGCUGGUUAAGAGUAGUAAAACUUAAUUGGCUAACACAAACACUGUUAGAGCCGGUAGUGUGUGUUUCUGUGUGUUUGUGUGUAUACAGUCUGAUAUGCUGCCAUAUUGUAACCCCGCACAAUAAACUUAUUUAAAUUAUCUUACUGAAUCUGGCUUCUUGGCAUUUUUAACUUAUUAGCUAUUUCAGGAAGUUAGUACCCCUUUUAAGUUAAUUGAUUAAUUUAACAACUUGUAAAUAACUAUAAAAUCCUGCUUUGGGUACAAUAAAUUGUUGUUGUUGUUGUAGUUUAAGGUUGUCGCCCAUAAAUAUUAGGGAGCUUAAACAACUACGACGACGGCGACGGCGACGGCGACAACUUCAAAAAACAGGUUUAAUGAUCAAAACAACAGCUCUGCAUGUGCCUCACGCUUUUAGUACAUUUCUUUGACGUCCACUGCACGACUACGACGUGAAGCCUCCUAAAUUUACGUUUUAUGGAGGACGUGGACAUACGACGACGAAUUUUCCUUCCUCUUUUUGAACUUGAAUAAAAUCCUUAAGAAUUCAUCUUCAGGAAAAGUCUCCUGCAUUAACAUUUUGAGCGGGUGCAAAUAGACCCGAUUAAGUUGAAAGAACGCAAAUUCCUUUUUUUUAGCGACGUUUCCACUGCCGUCAUCGUCGUCGUUGCUUAAGGUCCCUGUUAACGGUUAGAAAGGCAAGCAAAAUUAAUAAUGCUAAACUCAAAUGUAUUGUUUUAAAUUUUCCUGCAGCCUCUACACAAUUUCCAACAUCUUCUGUUUCGCCUCCUGUAUAUGGUAAGAAUAAAGGGCAAGGCUUUCUAACGGUUUACGAAGAGAUGAGCUCGCGACAAAUUAGAGAAACCCGGGCUAGUGACCCGGGGAGGGAUUUGAAUCUGGGGACACCAAACUGAAAUCCAGCCUCACUAAAUGCUGAGCAUGUUUAUGCUUGUUUCUCAGCACAUACAUUAGUGUUUGUCCCGUCCAAAAUUUUGCAAAACCUUAAUGUUUUUUAUCUCUCCUCGUUUUACAGUCGCCCCAAGCCGAGAAGUUGAAAACAAUGCUUAUGCAAAAUUUAGGGCGGCGGAGACAUGGGAGAUGCGCUAGUGGCGAACAACUAUGUUUAAAGCAAAAAUAUCAACUCAUGGCUACUAGUUGGCAAUCAGUAAAACAAUAAAACUCAUGCAAAGGCCAAUUAAAAGCCUUUAUCUCACGCCGGGCAGUAAGUUUAUGGUCCCUGGAAGCAUUGACGAGUCUAAAUUUAAAAUGACGCAAAUUUUAGGACAUAUUCAGUAAUCUGACUUCGUGAAGUUUCAAUCCGGCGUCAUUUCAGUCUAGAAUUUUUUUAGUCGAGUAAACUGCAGUGAAGAGUGCCUGAUUAAGGCUUACAUAACAACUUAAAUGUUUGACAAAACACUAUAUAUUUCGCGAACCGAUAAACGACAGGAUUUCGCAUAUAGACAACAAAAUGGAUGAAGCAUAGUACACACACCUUCUUAUUUGCAAAAACCAGCCUAUGGUUCAGUGCCAUUACAGCCCGCUGAAACUAGAGCUAUCCACUUCCGAGUUCCAAAAACCCUCACUUUCAAAAUGAGGCUAGGUGCACAACCUUUCUUGUGAAAAUGAGUUUUAUUUCCAUGAGAAUGAAAAAUGAUUUCCAAAUCAAAGGUUGAGCACCUACCUUCGUUUUGAAACAGAGGCCCGGGGGAACUCGGAAAUGGCCUAUUAACCUACAACAAUAUAUCCUCGUGACAUUAUUGCACCUUUUAUAUUACUACAUGAGAAACUUCUCUAAUUUGAUUGGCUUAGAGCAGUGGCAUUUCAGCUUAAUUUGAAAUACCUACAUGUGAAAGUUACAAAUCUUUUGCGGGUAGUGGUAUAAACAAAUAAUAGCAUGAUUUGUACGUGAUAAUUGGCAUAAAUACCACUCGUGAUAUUUCAAAAUUGUCUCAAAUUUCACUCGCCUAGCGGCUCGUGAAAUUACGUAUAUUAAUUUUGAAAUAUCACUCAAGGUAUUUAUGCCAAAUAUCACUACUAAUCAUACUAUUACCUAUACUAAUGCAUUGUUAGUUGGUGUUUUUUGUUCCUCCAGCCCUAUCAACGAGUCCAUUCACUAGUUAAGUUUACUUAUUUUUCAUUGCACUCACUACAUAUCUUCUCAUUGGCUGAGAGACUACCGUUAGUUAAUUUUGAAACUUAUCAUCGCAGUCCACAGAUUAGUGAGUUAUCUGGCCUCAUUUGUAUAGGUUGUCCUCGAAAUGCAUGAUUUCCAAACCAAACGUGCAAUGUCAAAAUGUGUUCCGUGCCACGGUGUGUUUUUCAAAACAGUUAUAGUUGUUGGAUUCGGUUUUUGUGAUAUUUGGAAUAAUCAAGGUCUCGGUAAAUGGUAUUAUCCGAGGCUGAUUAUUCUCACUACAAAAACUCAUCCAAUAAUUCAGUUUAUUAUGUUGGUCUGGCUGAGACCGCAUGAACAAAUAAAUUAAAAAUAGUUGUUGAGGAAAUAGUCAAACUAAAUUGAUUAACACAAAUAGUGUUUAAGCCUGUGGGUUCAGGUUGUGGCGAAUAAAUGAUAACAGUUGGACAGACAAGCAAAGUUGCUGAUGCCAAACUCAAAUGCAUUGGUUUAAAUUUAAUUACAGCCCAGUCUACGCGCUUUCCAACAUCUUGUGUCUCGCUUCGAGAGUGUUUAGGGUGCGUUUCUUUUCUAAAAUCCAACUCCGGACUUUAAUACGAAAACGGAUGUUUCGUUUCUUUACUAAAAUCCAAAACCGGAUUAUUGAUCCAAAUGAUCCUCAACGGAGGUGGAUUCUUUGGAUCAUAUCCAAAACCGGAUACUUUGGAUACAUGAUCGGAAGCGUUUCUUUAUUACGGAUCCGAAAAGAGUAAAUAUUGCCAGCGGUAACUCGAAAAAAUUUAAUACAUACAUCAGCUUUUUGACAAGACUGCAUAUCUUUACGGCCAUUUUUGAACGGGAGUAAUGGAUUAAACGAUUGAUUUUAUCCGUUCUAUCGGGGUGGUAAAAUCGCAAUACGAACAGGACCAGCAUUGUUCUGGUGACAAGGAAAAAACUGCUACACAACUUCACCGUCGCGCCUUGCAAGACAUACCUUAUUUCAAGACUCGUCUUCAUUUUGCCCGUCUAAACCUAAAGCUAACCAUCCAGAAACAAUGAAAGAUCGGCAAACUUGCUACCUUGUCAGCAGCCGUGUUAUUCUUUCUCCGGGACACCGUCGAUAUUGUGGAUCGUUUCUAUGGAAAUGAAUGAAAAAUAAUCCCUUCCUGGAUACAUCGUUUCUUUUCUCAACGAAAACUCCUAAUGAUCCGGAUUUUUGAUCUGAUCAGUGCGUUUUAGUAAGGAAACGCACCCUUAAUUUCGCGAGUUUGGCAAAACAUUUAAGACGGAAUCCCAUGAUCAGGAAAUUGAGUAGUUUUAAUUUUCACUCGACAAAUUUGACAUUUAUUCAAUUUUCUCGGGCUCCCAUGAGAAGUAGGCUUUAGUGUCACAGACAACUAAUUAUAUCUAUAGCCCUUGAAAAAUGUAAACAAAAGAAUGCAAUAUUGUGUAAAUUAUUCUGGUGCAAGGUUUUUGUCCACUGAAAAUUAAAAUUACUCAAUUUCCUAAUGGAUUUGGUCUUAAUGUAUUUCACGGUUUUUUCCCUGCGCAAUAUCAAUAGGAAAUAUGAAGAAAGGGAUUAAAUUUCGAGAGUCAAGCGUUCUCAACUUUAUUUUACUUUUCAAAAAGUCCGAACUUUUUGAAAUUUCUACAAUAACUGGAGCAAGUUAAUCGCAUGUUUUAAGAUUCUCCACAUCUAGAUUGUUACUUCAUUUGUGAAAUCCUUGCCUGAAUUAACUCUAUUUCACAACAAACAUAGAAAAUAGGUGCAAAAUUGAACUUACAAGUAAUAUGAACCAGUUAACAAUCUGAGAGCCUGGAACAGACUAAUGCAUAACUUGCGGUAGUGGCAAAUCUCUUUUAAAUUUAUUAUUAGCUUUUCUCCACGAGGAAAUAAUGGGACAGGAGGGUAAACGCACUUGGGAUAUGGGUUAUUUCACCAAAGUUAUUUUUAGACCAGUUCAACGCUUGAAAUUAAUCGGAAGUUGGUUUCUAAAGAGGUCCGCAAACUUUCAUUAAUUCAGUGUUGUCGAGAGAGAAUUCAACAGUCGCCAUUACAAUAUUGUGUGUAUUGUUUGAUUUGAGGCAGUCGCGUGUGGCUUGAUGAUGUUACAAACAAUAGAUUAAAAUGUGCGGACGUCUCGGGAAUUAAACUUCUGUUUAAUUGCAGUUACCUCUAAAAAUAACUUGAGUGAAAUUUAAAUAUCCCGGCCAACGCCCCAUGAUUCCCUCUUCUCUCUUGCUUUUUUUUGUUAAUAGAAUCUCUUAAAGGGUGGCAAUUUACUUCCCUAAAUUCAGUAAAUAAAACGUAACUCUUUUAUACAUCAGCUUUGAGAUUGGUUGGAGGAGGGUGGCCUGGAGAGGGCAGAGUUGAGAUCUAUUACCGAGGCAGCUGGGGAACUGUUUGUGACGAUGACUGGGAUAUAAAUGAUGCGCGAGUUGUCUGUCGUCAACUUGGGUAUUCUUCUGCUGUUAGUGCUCCACAAAGUGCCCGGUUCGGUCAAGGAAGUGGAAGGAUUUGGCUGGACAAUGUUCAGUGUCAGGGAAAUGAAAGUUCCAUUGGGAUUUGUAGGCACCUUCCAUGGGGUGUUCAUAACUGUUUUCACCGUGAGGAUGCAUCAGUGAUCUGCUCGAGUAAGUAUGAUAUCCAUAACUGGUGAGCAACUUAAUUGGCUAUUCAGCGAGCAUAUGGGAACGACCGAAGAGAUAAAACGCGGAAAACCCCAACUUUUAUGUCGAUCCAGGACGAUAAAAUUAGGCCUGUCCCGAUUGUGCUCGGCAACUUUUGAGCAACUUUCAGGGUUUGGAGCAACUUUUUGCGGUUCUAAUAACCUCGAGCAAUUUUAGCAUUUCUGGGCAAUUUUGAGCAAAAUAUAAGUUCAGAGCACAUACUAAGCUUAAAAAGUGAAAAAAAAAUUAAUUAAUGCAAUUUGUUCACGAUUGGGACAGGCCUAGAACAAAUUCAGCGCCCUAAGCCACCAGAAGCCACGUCGGCCAUAUUAAUUGCCUUCAUUUCAUGACUUAAACUUCAGUAGAAAAUCAUUAGCUGAUCACUGAUUAGGAUCUUUUCUUGUUUUAACAGACUAUUCAAUCCCUUUACCCUCUGCAAGUUCAGUCUCACCUACAGCAGGUAAUUGCAAGUUUGUGCAAUAAAACAUGCUUCACAGGUAUGACAAACUGUGUUCAGUGCAACGGUGUGUUUGUCGUCAUAAUUUAUAAUCUGAAAAAAAAAAAACAAUUACUGGAUUCGGUUUUUGUAAUAAACGGAGUAAUCAAGGAGUCGAAAAUUGGUAUUAGCCAAGGCUGAUUAUUCCGGAUAUUACAAAAACCGAAUCGGGCAAUAAUGGUUUAGUAAUCUGUUCCAAAAACGCACGAACAAAUUAAAACAAUAACUGGUUGAUAAUAGUCAAACGUUAUUGGGUAACACAAAUACUGAUAGAGACAGUGGUUUUAGAUUGUGGUGUAUAAAUGUUAAGGGUUAGACAGACAAACAAAGUUAGUGAUGCUAAACUCAAAUGCAAUGUUUUAAAAUUUAAUUGCAGCCUCUACACAAUUUCCAGUAUCUUCUGUUUCGCUUCCUGUAUAUGGUGGUAAGAAUAAGCAAAACUGCUUUUAUAAUAACUUACUCGAUGGGCUCCUGCUUACUCUUAUUGUAAAGUAGUUUUAAACGUUAACAAGACGCUACGGAGCGUACACUUCGGCGCCGUGAUUGCGGAACUGAUUAAUUGCAAAUGCGGAGGAAUAGUAAGAAAUGAAAUAUAGUAAGAGUAAGGAGUUAAUUUGUGAAAUUAUGGGAUUUGUCAGGAUGUUCUGAAAAAAGCAACAUCCAAGAGGCCUACUUGCCAAAAACUAGCAUUUCGGGACAAAUUGUCUCUGAGAUACUAGCCCAGUUAUGCUCAGAUGACUCCAUAAAAAUCCUUCUAAAUUUGACUUAAGUCUAAACGUUUAGACCCAAGUCAAAUAUGAGGUUACUGGCGGUGAAUAACAAGUCUAACAAAACAAACAGAGAAAAAAUAAUUCUCUAUUUUUCUUAGUCAAAUCAGGCUUCAAAAACAGCAUAGCAGUCUAGAUCUCAUGUACUAAUUAAAGAUAUGUAAGGCAUGGGUAAGGAGUCAAUUACGUUGAGCAUGGAAUUGGCUAAAACUCAAUGUUACGGGUUCGAAGGUUUUGAGAACAAUUAUUCACUGACUAUCAGCACGCAGGGAUGUCGGAUUAACUCAAGGAAGUUUAAUACCAAAGGAAAAUAGCCUUUACAGAGCUUUAAAACACAGCAUCCGCCAACACAAACUUGACUUGAACUUAAGUAGAACUAAACAGCCUCUGCCAAUAAUAACAAACUCUCACUAGAACCGCAGAUAUCUUACGGCUUCCGCCAACUUGUAAACACAGAACUUGAAAAUCGAACUUCGUCACACUUGACUAAACACAGCAGUCCAGCUCGUGGGAAAAAAACUUCGUUCGUCAAAAGAACUCGCUUGGAACUUGUAUACCGUUUAACAUAAGGUUCUAGAAAAUACUAAACAGGCGAGUAGUAGUAGCUUUUCGACAUAUUUUACGAUUUCAGUAACUGAUGCAAAUCUGCUGACUCAUGCUGAAAUGUAAACAUGUCCUAAUUAAUUUUUCAUGAAUAAUCCGAAAACGUAGAGAGCGUUCGAGAAAGUCACGCAACGCAUGACAGCAAUUUUACUACGUAACACUCAACAAAGACAAAAUGUCUUUGUGUAGCAUUUUGUAACUUUAAAUUCAUCAUAAAACAGUUCGAAAGGAGGUCUCACUCGUGAAAUGUUCUUCAACACUCGUGGAGAAAUUUCGUUUCUCUACGCGGCCACGUAAUAUCCUCUAUUUAUUCCUCGAGUAAAUUAAAGACUUAACUCGAAGUGAACUCAAGAUAUCAAGAUAUACUCAAGAUAUCACGAAGUAGUCCGGUCUCAUUUCGUGAAAUAGCCGAAACAACCAGAAAAGUCACGAACUUGCACGCCCAAUUUUGUCCCGAUACUGGUCCAUCAUUUCAUAACUAUUUUUCACAGCUCGAACAACCCUGGGUCGCAGUAGCGCAAUCGGCUAAUCCUCAACUUAGAGUCUCCUCUGAUCUGACGGGUCACACAGGUGUGUCGGUUCAAACCCCGGGAAAGCGAAAAUAAUAAUAGUCCUUCUUCCUCGAAAAAGUUAAAGAAUAAUUCAACGAAAUCGAAGUAAUCUCGAGAUAUCUCGAACUAAUUCGGCUCUCACUUCGUCAAAUAGCCGAAUAAAACCGAAAACCUACAAACUUUGGGUGCCCAAUCUUGCCAAAAAAUGGCAACUUUGAUACAUUCCUGAGCGUCGCGAAUCCUUUACUUCGCGCUCCGCCUAAGUAACAAGAACGGAAAGAUGACCUGGCGACAACUAAGAACAACCUCAACUAGUGACCCGAAGAGGGACUUGAAGCUGGGUAGACUGAGAUGAAAUCGAGCUUCACCGUUAACACACGAAGCAUUUUCACCUUUAAUAUGUAUCGCGCCACAAAGUGCUUCACAAAAUGGCUUGAUUUGAUUUGGCCGUGUAUGUAUAACUGAAACAUUUAUAGAGAUUACCGACCCAGUAGCUUAUAUUUAGUCAUGAACGUCUUUAUGGGACUUUCUCUCAUUUGACCUACGGUGCAUUAAGGUAAUUAGAAGCAAAAAUAUACCUAUCCAUAAACUUGAAGGGCGUAAAUUUACUUCCCAGUAAACUCAGUAAAUAAAACGCAACUAUUUAUGCGUCAGGUUUGAGAUUGGUUGGAGGAAAUUGGUCCGGAGAGGGCAGAGUGGAAAUCUAUUACAGAGGUAGCUGGGGAACUGUUUGCGACGAUUUGUGGGAUAUAAAUGAUGCGCGAGUUGUCUGUCGUCAACUUGGGUAUCCUUCUGCUGUCAGUGCUCCACACAGGGCAUUUUUUGGCCAAGGAAGUGGAAGGAUUUGGCUGGACAAUGUUCAAUGUCAGGGAAAUGAAAGUUCCAUUGUGAAUUGUCGGCACCCUUCAUGGGGUGUUCAUGACUGUGGUCACAGUGAGGAUGCAUCUGUGGUCUGCUCGAGUAAGUAUGAUAUUUAUUUAUGGUGAACAACUUAAUUGGCUAUUCACCGAACAUGGAACGACCGAAGUAGUUAAAACUAGGCCUGUCCUGAUUGUGCUCUGAACCCUUUGAGCAAUUUUUUGCAGAUUCUAACAACCUUGAGCAAUUUUUAGCCGUUCUGGACAGUUUUGAGAAAAAUAUAAGUUUAGAGCACCUAUCAAGCACGAAAAAGUGAAAAAAGCCACGUCGGCCUUCAGUUCCACUCUUUGACUUCAGUAGAGAAUCAUAAGCUGAUCACUGAUGAGGAUUUGUUCUUGUUUUAACAGACUAUUCAAUCCCUUUACCCUCUGCAAGUUCAGUCUCACCUACAGCAGGUAAUUGCAACUUUGUGCAAUAAAACGUGCCUUUCAGGUACAUUUAGAAUUGCAGAUCAUUUUGUGAGAAGACGCUUUUUGUAAGUGAAACCAUGACGAAGAAAAAAAAGUUGGUGUUAAAAUUAUUCUUUGCUGAAACCUAGCGAAUAAUAGGAAAACGGAAGCACAAGUAACUUUAACAUGUGCAGUCGGCCUGUCUAACCUAAGAUUAUUAAAUAUCAAACCAAUGACUCUCCUGUUAACUUUUCGUUUGUAACAUGAUAUUGGUCUAUUUUCCCUAUAUGAGCGUUGGAUUUCAUUUGCAGAUGCAGGUGAAGAAUGAACCAGUAGGAAUUUAAGGCUUCAAGGUUUAGAGUUACUGGACCUUUUAGCUUAGUCACACUCCAAAAUAUGCUAAUAACACGCUUGUGCGUAUUAAACUAAGUUUAUGGUAUUAAAUACAAAAUGUUAAUUCAGUUCUACUUUCUCUAAUUUCUUCAGGAAUGUCCACCGGUUGGCCUUCAGCAUCGAGUGAGUAAAAUCAUUGUGGAGUCCCACGCGCGCGAGCAAAGCAAAUUUGGUUCGGUGCGGUACAGUCGUCAGUCCAUCAACCCGUCCGCCCACACCACAGAGCAACAAUGUGACAUCUCACACUUUCUCGCUAGUGUGAGAGCCUGCAACCUGAUAUUGUACAUCCGUGUUGUGGUCAAUUGACUGCUGUCAAAACAGAGUAUCAACUGACCAGUAUCAUAGGACCUUUUCGCGGGCAGAGGUGUCGACCCAUCGAGGUUACGUGUUCUUAUGAAGUUAUCCGCUAACAAGUUACGAGUAUUCAUUUCCAAGUGCAAGAGCUUUGCCUUUAGCCUUGGUUAAAUCUAUAUAUUACAAAUCAUCAGUAAGGCGGCCGAAAAGAAAACAAUGCUGAUCAAACGGAGAAAGGAUGCUUAUACACUUGAGUAUUCCUUCUUCUCCUUCGUUAGCUAUAUAUAUAUAUAUAAAACAACUUUCUAACAAACAUAUAUUUGGUGAAGAUUAUUUCUUGCUGGAAGUUAAGGAAUAACACCCCCCCCUCCUGUCGCCCACGGCGACAUUUAUAUGCCGGUUUAUCUCACCACAUUGCAAUUAACAGUGGGAUUUUCCAAUGUUCAUCCACCAAUUAUUCUCGUGUUUACGUUUCUAACAUAAAAGGUGCAUCUUCCCUUCAUAACAAUAACAACGCUGGGUUUAAUUUCACGCGGUUGCAGGCGAAGUAGCAAAUAAAAGCGUCUGGAUUUAAGGGUUAGAGCUCGAGUUACAGGACCUUUAGCUUAGCUACAUCCCAAAAACCUGCGAAUUAAUCUCUUCAAUGCCCUAUUCACACGCCUGUGCCAUUACAAUUAGGUCACUGUUUUAAAUUAGCAAUUUUUAAUUCAGCUCUACCUUAUCUAUUUUUUUUUUCAGCAAUGCCCACCUUUUGGCCUUCACCAUGGAGUAAGUAAAAUCAAUCGUUAUUUUUAAGCAAGGCAUCAGAUUAUUUUAACAACGAUGGAACUCUAAACUUUUUGUCUUAUUUGACCAGGAACAUCGGGUACACAGUGUCCUUCCAUAACAAGUUGGUGGUACCCUUCGGAUAUGGAAACAAGAGAUCUUUGUCCGUGUUUCCGUUCAAACUCAUUAUUCUCCUAUUUACGUUUCAAAUGUAUCUCAUUAACUUAGCUACACCCAAAACCCUGCGAAUUAAACCUUGUGCUAAUAACACGUUUUUGCUUAUAUUACAAUUAGUUUAUAGUAUUAUGCACAAAAUUUUAAUUCAUUUCUACUUUUUCGAAUUUUUUUUAGCAAUGGCCACCCCUCGGCCUUCACCAACGAGUAAGUAUCUAAAACUCAUACAAAUUAUUGGUCAAGCAGAAAAAAGAAUAAUGCUCUGACAGAUCUAGAGUGCCUUGUGUAUUAUGUUAGGAAUGUGAAGCAAUUAUGAAAACGAAGACAGCGAAAAUGACGCAAAAAAAGGCUCCCCAAGCUAAGCUAAGAGCACCCUUUGCAAGCUUAAGCUAAGAAUGUUACGUGAAUCACUAAAAACAGGAUUCUAACGUCAUAUGACGUCACAGAACCUCCAUUUUAAAUUUUGAUCUCCUCAGAUACCCAGUUAACAACAAUGUCAACAUACUGAAAUAUUUAUUUUAGCAUUUUAUUCUUAAAAUAAUACAUUUGAGAGAUAAGUUAUGCCUGUAAUUAGUAAGGCUCGGGAAAUUAUUAGGAUUUGGACAAAACGCGCGUGAAAUUAUUCCCUAAUUUCACUCGUCACCAUUUGAUUACACAUACUUAAUAUCAUGGGUGACGAAUUAUGUUAGCAAUCUUGGAUUUUUGACAUGUUUAUCCUGGAUCGUAUCGAUCGAGAACUCCACUCUCUCAAAUGUUUAGACCUUAAAUUUGGCUUAUAAAGUUCAGAAUUUUUCAGACUAUUGCGGCAAAAUACCUGUUAGAAUCCUUCUUGAUGUUCUCUUGUGUGUUCAGGUUUUCUAAAGCGUCUUUUUGUGCCCUGACAUCUUCAUUCACGGCAUUUUAAAACUUCGUCGCCAUCUUGACACUGAGAUGUAGGGAAGGUUGCCAUGGCAAUUUUGGUAAUUUCACAUGUGAAAUUACAAAUAAACGCUGAAAUUUCGCGCCAAAAUUAAGGAGUAAUUCGUCACCUAUGAUAUUAAGGUGAUAAUUACAAGGGACGAUUUACAACGACGAUUUCAUGGAUUCGUGAUUUUUUUCUUGUUUAUCACUCUUUUACUCGUAGGACCCAGGUUUGCCUUUACUAUUUCAUGCUUCCCCUCUGCCAUGGUGGCUUACAUAGCACGUGACAGUUUGCCCUUGGGAUCGGAUCCACGUCUACUUCAUCUUAACAAUCCCAGCUGUGGAGUGAAUUAUGUGACCAAGAAGAGUGUUAUAAUAAAGGCUCCUCUAAAAGGCUGUGGAACAGUUCGAAGGUAAAAAUACACCCUGAAAAGAGAUCACUAAUUUAGAUCUGUAAUAUAAAUUUGCUUCAAGUCUCAGCACUCCUUGGUUCCUAUCAAAUACAUAAUGUAUUUUAAACGUAUUCUUGACAUUAAACCCUACGCAUGCACCAAAAGUCCCAUUAAAGCCUGAUUAACCGGUUUGUACUAGGCAAAGACUAAAGUAAGUACGAUUGAAUUUUUAAUAUGUCUAAAGUAUGAUGAUCUUUGCCUGGUUAGCCUGGUCUUCCUUAAGGCUUUCCAGGUGUAGACCUGGUUAAAUCCCUCACCUGAAGGCUAGUAUUUAUAUAAGCAUGGUAAACUUCGUUGUUUCAAGGUAAAUAAAUAUUUAAUCGUUUGAUUUGAUACUAUUUCUAAGUAAGAGGGGCCAGCCUGAACAAUAUCAGCACAAAAACGUGCCUAACAUGAGGUUUAAAUUUGAUAAAGAGCAACAUGGCGAGGCCUGAGUUGAAUAAUUUGCCGACUCAGUUUUCUGAGAACUUUAGAUUGUUCGGAGAUGUAUGUUUUUCGGUUUAUUAGAUAAAUAUAUAUUUUCUUUUAUUCACCAAUUUUUUCAUUUUUUUGAAUGGCCUAGAAGCCAUAGGAUCAUUUAUUGCUUUUUAUCAGGCAAGGUCUGCACAAAAAGUAUUUCAAGAGCUUUAACUGAGUGGGCAAAUCAAUCGUUAUUUUUAAGCAAGGCAUCAGAUUAUUUUAACAACGAUGGAACUCUGAACUUUUUGUCUUAUUUGAACAGGAACAUCGGGUACAAAGUGUCCUUCCAUAACAAGUUGGUGGUACCCUUCGGAUAUGGAAACAAGAGAUCUUUGUCCGUGUUUCCGUUCGAGUGUGUUUACAGUCAUUUUGGCUUUCCUUGAGAAAGUGUUUUAAGCUACUCCAUAAUAGUGGCUAUGGUAAGAAAGGAUGGCUACAUUGUUUUUUUUUUUUUGCCAUGAUUAUUUAUGAAUAAGUGAAUGAAACAAACAGUUAAGAUCGGUUUUAAAAUUGAGAAUUAUGUUUAUGGUUGGAAAACUUCCAUUGCUUGCAUUCAAUACAGACACUGUGAUUUCAGUAAAAAUGUAAUAUAUAGAUUUAUCCAGGGCUAAAAGCGAAGCUCUCGUUGAUAUCUAUAGUUUACUGAAACAAAAUGUGAAAUCGUGUAAUGCUAACCAAGCGGCGACGGCAACACAAAUAGCAAAAAAAGCAGCAGUAGGUCGAAUUAGAACAAAAAACAACUUUGCACGUGCAGCACACUUUUUUUUGUUCCUUUUUGUUGUAAUUUCUGCUGAAGAUGGGCUGCACUGCCCUUUGCAGAACAGACCUUUAGAUUAAGAUUCUAGAAACUUCUUGGUUACACGUUUCAGGGAAGAAAUGUCGUACGUGUUCUUGUUCAUUUGUUUUUUCACUGCCGCGCCGCUCAUUUUCACCUUUGUGGCCGCUAGCAUUUCUUAGUUUCCCACCGCCGCUACAAAAUUUUCAUGUUGUUCUUUUAACAAAAAAAAUGUCUCCUUUGUCUUUUAUCUCUCGCUCUAGCGAUCUGUCGCUCUUUUUCUCGUUGAGUUUCGCUGGCCUGUCGCCAGCUUUCUCUUUUUUCUCUCUCUCUGUUUUUCUCUGUAUUCCAAAUUUUUGGACAUAACAAUUAAUCUAAGCUUAAUAUUUUAGACAACACGGAUAAAGAAACAAUUUCCGCUUUCCGGUUUCGUCUUUAUUGACUCUUUAGUUGUCUGUCUCUGCUUCACAAGACGCGGGUGGCUAUACGAUUUCCGGCCAAAAUAACCUGAAGUUGCCAUACCUGUAUGUUGAUUGAGUUAUUUUACAUUGGUAUACUUGUCGUGCGGACGGACGGUCGGUCGGACGGUCGGUCGGACGGUCGGUCGGUCGGGUAUACGGUCACGUGACUACCAAAAUUUCUCGGAUGCAUAGGUUACCAAAUCUUGUUACCCAUAAUGCUCCGCUUCGCUACUAAGCGAGGUUAUUACAGAAAUGAUUUUAACGAUUAGGACUGAUGAACACAACAGUUACCGUGACAAUCAAAUCUGUUUUUCCUUUUUCCGCAGGUUUUGACGAUAUGUAACUACAGCAGUCAAUAAAGCAACCUUCAAGAGACCAAGAGGCCAUUUCCGAGUUUCCCCAAACUUCUGUUUCAAAGCGAGCAGAAGCGCGAGGCUCAUGAUAUGAAAAUGAUUUUUUGUUCUUCUGCAAAUAAAACUCAUUUACACAAGAAAGGUUUUGGACUUAACCUCGUUUUGAAAGUGAGAGUUUCUGGAUUUCGGGAAUGACCUAUUUUAACUGAUAAUUGUUUUUUCAGUAUUAAAAAGGGUAGCAGUCGUAUCAUUGUAACUCUUAGGAGCUCUUUCAGUUCUUAACUUCAGUAUCGAUAGUUUUCCAACUGAAGAGAUGCAAUAAAUAAUGUCAUUGUGAUAAAGUAACUUUGCAACGCAUGAUUUACUCUGCCGCCUCGGCCCGUAUAAUACAGAUCUAAAGAUGCACCAUUUCUGUGUACGGGUACGGGUAAAUUACAUACCCGUAAGCGUAGUCGUAAAUACGGGUAGAUAACCUCUUACCCCCGGAGAAACGGGUAGGCUACCAGGUAGAACUGUAACGCCAUUAUCACAGCUGGAAAAUAAUGUUCGCCUUUUAUAUAACUACGUAGCAAACAUAUUCGCCUACCCAUACCCGUAGGCAGAAACAGUGUAUCUUAAGGUCAGUACUAGUAGCUGCCUUUACCCUGUAGCAGUUCCACUGGUGAUAUUAAAAUGUCAUUUUGCUUUCCAUGACGUCAACUUUUCUCUUAAACAAUCUAUCUAAUAUUCACACUGAGAUAAAUAAUACAGCCAGACAUAAGAACAUAUUCAUUGUUUUGAUUUCAAACACGGG
Molecule: messenger RNA, 17226 nt
Organism: Porites lobata
Lineage: Eukaryota; Metazoa; Cnidaria; Anthozoa; Scleractinia; Poritidae
Source: the annotation of a GenBank genome assembly